This is a messenger RNA of Hydra vulgaris (swiftwater hydra), 2941 nucleotides long. RefSeq names its product E3 ubiquitin-protein ligase NEDD4. Gene Ontology annotation, cellular component: cytoplasm. Gene Ontology annotation, molecular function: protein binding; ubiquitin protein ligase activity. Lineage: Eukaryota; Metazoa; Cnidaria; Hydrozoa; Anthoathecata; Hydridae. The record is from RefSeq and is a predicted model, not a curated record. Gene Ontology annotation, biological process: protein polyubiquitination; regulation of dendrite morphogenesis; ubiquitin-dependent protein catabolic process.
UUUUUAUAUGCAUACACACCACUUUAUUAGAUAGUGUAAUGGAUUUUAAAUAAAAAAUAAUGACGGGAGAGGCAACCAUAGUGGUUGGAGAUGAUCAAAGAACAGACACUUAUGCAGAUAUUUAUGAAAAAGCUAAAGGACUUUCAAGAAACUUCAUUGGUGAAAAUAUUUCUAUUUUGAGAGUCAAAAUCCUUAAAGGCACUAAUCUUGCUAAAAAAGACAUUUUUGGGUUGAGUGAUCCAUAUUGUGUUAUAAAGUUGUUUGAUCGUCGUCGUGCCAACCUGGUGACUAAGUUGCAAACUAAUGUUCAAAAAAAGACAUUAAAUCCCCAAUGGAAUUGUAGUUUCUAUUUGAGAGUAAAUACUUUGAAUCACAAGUUAUUGUUGGAGCUGUUUGAUGAGAAUCGCAUUACACGUGACGAUUUCCUGGGUGAAGUUGAAAUUCCUUUAAACAAUUUACCUAAUGAAGGCAAUGAGCAAGAUAUUGAAAGAGUUGCUACAAAAGAUUAUAUAUUGCAACAGAGGAGUGCAAAAUCACAUGUUCGUGGAAACAUAAGGGUGUAUAUUGCUGUUGUAAAGAAACCAGAAAAUCAAGACACAGCUGAUGGUGUUGGUAUUUUGCGUGUUGUCAAUGACCUCAGUCGCCUUGGUGCAUCAUCUGUUGAUAUUUUAAAUGAGUCUAGUUGUGAGGUUGUGCCACAUGGAAUAAAUGAUGAAAGUUUUAUAGAAUCUGACUAUGAACUUAACACCACCCUAGAGUCUGCUCCUCUUCCUCCUGGUUGGGAAGAAAGACAGGAUGCAAAUGGAAGAACUUUUUAUGUUGACCAUGCCAAUCGAACAACUACAUGGAAUAGACCAGGAGAUAGUUCACAUCCAGUUAGUUCUGCUUCUGUGUACACUAAUCAAGGCAAUCGUUUUAAUGUUAGAAAACAUAUCAGCCUAGAAGAAACUCUUCCUGAGGCAAGUUGCAGCAGUAAUACAGAUUUACCCCCAGGUUGGGAAGAACGAAAGAAUAUACAGGGAAGAAAUUUAUAUAUUGAUCAUAACACUAGAAAAACAACUUGGACUAAACCAAAUCCAAAUGUUACUUUAAAUGAUCAAAAUGAGCAAUCUCAAGGUGCAGAAAAUUCCGAAAGACUUCACCCUGAUGUACCAAGUCAAGCAGAAAGUCCAUUACCACCCGGUUGGGCAAUGCAGUUAGCUCCGAAUAAUAGAGUCUUUUUUAUAAAUCAUAACCAACGAAUAACGUCUUGGUCAGACCCUCGUACAAAUAUUGAAAAUAACAUCAAUAAGGAUCAAGAACCUUUACCGGCUGGGUGGGAAGAAAGAGUUCACAUUGAUGGAAGAGUUUUUUUUAUCGACCAUGAAACACAAUCAACUCAAUGGGAAGAUCCACGACUUCAGACAAAAGAUAAGAGAAAGAUUGAAAAUUUACCUUAUUCUCGAGACUACAAAAGAAAAUAUGAUUUUUUCAGAUCAAGGUUAAAAAAACCGGAAAAUGUGCCCAGCAAAUAUGAAAUACAUGUGCGACGUAAUAACUUAUUUCAAGAUUCUUAUCGAUUUGUUUUGCAUUCAUGUACUAAUGUAGAGUUGCUUAAAACUAAAUUAUGGAUUGUUUUUGAUGGAGAGACUGGACUUGACUAUGGCGGAGUUGCUAGAGAAUGGUUUUACUUAUUAUCUAAAGAAAUGUUUAAUCCUUAUUAUGGUCUUUUUGAAUAUUCAGCAACAGACAACUACACUUUACAAAUCAAUUCUAAUUCUGGAAUUGCAAAUGAACAGCAUCUUUCUUAUUUUACCUUCAUUGGACGUGUUGCUGGAAUGGCAGUUUAUCAUGGCAAACUUUUAGAUGCUUUCUUUAUUCGACCUUUUUAUAAAAUGAUGUUGGGUAAAAAAAUUACUUUGAAAGACAUGGAGAGUGUUGAUUCCGAAUAUCAUGAGAGUUUGAAUUGGCUACUAUCACAUGAUCCUACUGAGCUGGAUGUUAUGUUUGUAUUAGAUUAUGAGUCAUUUGGCACAAUAGUAUCAAAAGAGCUAAUAACGAACGGUGCCAACAUUCCUGUUACCAAUGAAAACAAAAAACAAUACAUUGAUUUGGUCAUCAAAUGGAGAUUUAUGGAUCGUGUCUCUGAACAAAUGAAUGCAUUUAUGAAGGGUUUUGAAGAUAUAAUUCCACGUACAGCCAUUCAAGUUUUUGAUGAAAGAGAGUUGGAAUACUUACUUUGCGGUUUGGGGGAAAUCGAUAUGGAAGAUUGGAGAAAAAACACACAAUAUAGAAGUGGAUAUCAUGACAAACAUGUUGUCAUACAAUGGUUUUGGAAAGCCGUUCAAACUUUUGACGACGAAAUGAAAGCUAGACUGUUACAGUUUGUUACUGGUACGUCACGAGUUCCAAUGAAUGGCUUUGCUGAAUUAUAUGGAAGUAAUGGCCCUCAAAAGUUUACCAUUGAGCGAUGGGGAAACACUCACCAACUACCUAGGUCACACACGUGCUUUAAUCGAAUUGAUCUUCCGCCAUAUCAUAGUUACCAUGAGCUUCGUGAAAAACUACGUCUAGCUAUUGAAAACACAGAGGGAUUUGAGGGCGUUGAUUAAAACUGAAUCUGAAGGCGUUGAUAAGAUAUUAGUCUGCUCUUUAUCUUUUUUUAAUUUUAUAGCAUCUUUUUUUUUUAGUAUUUUCUUUUUUUUUAAUAAUCUUUAUUUAAAUUGAUUUUAUUUAUGUCUUUUACUAUUUAUUUUUAAAUUAUAAUUUGUAUUAGGUUUUUUUAAAAAAAAAAGUUCUGAAAUUGUUACUGAGAGUAUAUUAUGUUUUGAUACUAUAUUUUAGGUUCUUAAUGAACUUCUUCUGUAACUAUAUAGAUAACUCUAAUGAUGCAGAAAAGAAUCUGUAUCAUUAGGUGUAAAAAAAAGGGAAAAAUGAUUAAUAAAGCUGUAUUAAAAAAGUU